This is a messenger RNA of Tuber aestivum (summer truffle), 5855 nucleotides long. Lineage: Eukaryota; Fungi; Ascomycota; Pezizomycetes; Pezizales; Tuberaceae. The record is from the annotation of a GenBank genome assembly.
ACGCGCUCACGAAUCCGAGCAUACCUACGAGCCCCAUCAGAAAGUUUUCCAGCCCAGCAACUGCAACUCCACACACUAACACUCAUACACGCCAAAUAUCCGGCAAUAGCAAUGCAUGGAUGUCUGAUUGCGCGAGGCCCUCAGGAUCAGUUACCUCGUCAACGACAAAAUUCAACGCUGAAGCUAAGGAAUUUAAAUUCGAGCCUGGAGCCUCCGCCUUCAGCUUUUCCCCUAAUACUCAACCUUUUGUACCGAGCUCUAUUGCUUCUUCGCCGAUCAGUACCCACUCUCGGAAUCACUCGAGGAACCAGAGCGCUAGUGCUUUUGGUGGAUUUGCCAAUUUUGGAACGAGUAGCUUUAAUGCUACCGCCACUACCUUCCGCCCCAGUUUCUUGACUGGCUCUCAUACUGGUCUAUUCGAGAAAGGGGCGGCUGCUUUUAGCCCCAAUGCACCAACAUUUACGCCGAGCUCUCUUUCUAACUCAGUAUCUGCCCCUCAGCCUUCAAGCACCCCUUCCACCCUGCCGCCAAUCUUUUCACCCGUCACGGAGGAUGCCACAACGGUUAAGAAGACACCUUCGGUGGUCCGACCGCCUAAUAGACUGAACGUGCACCAAAAGGCUGAGGCGGCAGCAGCAGAAGGAGUGAAUGGGGAUAGGAGAGAUGCACCCACGGCUGAUGAAGGUGGCCGGAAGAGAGCUAAACGUGGCCCGGUAUUGAGCAUUGUGAGGGAUACUGAAGUGCCAUCUUUGGAGAGCCUGACACCCACAAGGGAUACUGUUGCCGAGCUUGAUGCUGCCUCGGACGCUACUGCUGCAGUCGAAAGUGGGGGUGAAACCGAAGGAGAGAAAUUAAUCAAGGAGGUUCCAACAGUCUCCGUUGACAGUGGAGCUGGUUUGGAGGAUUCAGGCUUCCAACCCUUUGAAUUUAAGAACAGCGAGGACGUGGCAGGAUUUGCGAUUGCAGACCCUAGAUGGGAUGGGCCUUCCAGACGUGAAUCACGUCCUGAUAUACUCACAGUAGGAGACCAGUUGUCAGUUGAAGAAGCUCAAUUUAUAGCUGCAGACACUCCACAAGAUACCCAGUCGGAACACAACUCCACAUCCCCGACCCCCCAAGUGACUGCUCCUCCUGUGGAGAAGUUCAACCCAGAUGCACCGACUUUCUCGCUCAAGCCUGCAGCGCAGGAGUUUCAUUUCGAGUUUGCCUCGGGUCCGAAGCCGCCAUCGCCCUUGUCUAAGAAGCUUGGCGGGAUGGCCGAAUCGCGUUAUGCUCACACUCCAUCACCACCUCCAUCUGACCCACUUCCGCCUCCGCCUGUUACCCACAAUAUGCCUACGUUUACUCCUCCGAUCAACGAUUCACCCUACCAUCCAAGCUCGGAUCCCUACAAGACCAACGCAUUUGGCGAACCAAUUACUAGGCCAAUGUCUACGGAUGAAUUUAUCCAGCAUCUAGCUGUGUCUGAUCCUACGUUUGCCGAUCGAGAUGUUCGGGAACCGGUUACUAGCGAUGGCGAUACUACCACUCCGGAGGAAUCAGGACAUAGGACCUUGUCUCCAUGGAAGCGCGGAAGCCCGAAGGGGAUGGGUAUUCCCGCUUUUGAUGAACAGACGCCCCAGCAUGUGUUCAACUAUCUGGACCGGAGCGCUGGUCCAAGUCCCAGUCCGAGGCGUGCCGCUGCGGUGCCACCUUACACCCCCCAUCGCGCCUCAUCUUUCUCCCCCGAUGAUGAAACUUAUGAACACGCUCAUACCACCGGUGAACCUAGCUAUCAACCUCCUUCGCAAGAGAUUGGCAUUGCUAAGGAAGCUGAUAGUGAUUGGGACGAUAUGAUAUCUGCUAGUGAGGACGCUAAACUACGCCCCCAAAGCCGACUAUUCUUUGAUGCACACGUCGAGGAACUUGUUGGCGGACUUUUGCAUGCCAGCCUCGAACCUAUGAACAAGAAUAUCUCAUCGGUCCACGACCUCCUGAAGACCUAUUCUGGGUUGUAUCCCGGGAGGGGAGGAGGAGCUAUAUCUACAGCAGCCCACAGCGAUGCCGAUGACGAGGACGAUGCCGACGGCUUUCAGGCACCGAGAUCUCCUAGGAAAGAUCGAAAAGGUGAGAUUCGGUCUGCGGUUGUCGAGGCUCUUACGAUGCACAACUGGAGCGCUUCUACUGAAGACAAACUUUCCGAGAUCUAUGGAGCGAUUGCAAAGAUUAGUCGUGCUUUCCAAGAUAACAAUCUAAACGACGACUUGGCGGAGACCCGAGCCAGUAUUUUGGAAGCUCUUUUGAAGAUGGCCCAGUCUGAAGAAGUUGCGGCGGUGAAGGAUGCGAUAACCGCAUCGGCAAAGACUGCGACGAAGACUGCUGUCGAGCUGGCAGAGUUCAAGGCGAGAUUUAUCAACUCCUUCAGCCAACUUGCUCAAGUGGACGAUGUCAAUGGGGUGCGAGAUUCCCUCGAGGAGAUGAUGGCAAAUGUUCCCUCGCCGCGUGAUCUAGUCGAUAUCAGGUCGGGGUUGCAGGAUAUUCUUGUCAAGACAGCACAGAGGUGUGACAUUGGUGAGCUAAGCGGUGCCGUUGCGAGAAUGGGACAGGAGGUUGCAAGGAGAGAAGAUUUAGAGCAUUUCCAGAACAUUGCUAUUGAUGUCUUCUCGAAGGUUGUUAAGAGCAAUGACCUGCUGGAAGUGAAGGUUCUUUUGGGUGAUAUUCAAAAGGCGAUUACUAGCAUGAACUUUGCUUCCGAGGUUCAGAAACUCUGUCUCGACAAUACUGCCCUGAGGUCAAUGCUCGGGGAUGUGAUGAAGAUGACACAGGAUAGUGCGGAGAACAUCGAUUUCCACCAAGAGUCACAGGAGUCUGCUAUCAAGGAUAACUAUGAAGCUCUACUGGAGAAGUUUGAUACCAUCCGCGAGUCCAUCUCCGGCGUCACUAAACUGAUCGAGGAACGCUCGCUUACGAACGGACCGCAGCAACCUGUGCCUCCACCAGCCGCCGACCUCGCAUAUAUCAAGUCGGCUGUUGAGAAGAUUGACCGAGGUGUUCAACUCAGUUCGGAGAGGCAGCUUGGAUUGGAUGACUUCCGGCAGGUUAUUGAGAAGAUGUCAGUUUCGCACCCAAGGCUCGAACAGAUCAGGGAAGUGGUUUCCGAUGCUGUCGCCGAUGUUUCAGAAUUGGGCGACAUUAGGUCUAUGGUAGAGGAAGUCUUUGAAACUCAGCCCAAGAUGGACGAUCUCAGACAAAUGAUGGAGGAGCUGUUCAUGAAGCAUAAGAUAGAGGAAGUCGCGAAGAAGGUUUCGGAUGUCAAUGUGGAAGAGAUGCAGUGGAAUAUGACUAGGCUGGAGAAAAUGCUUGCUGAAACACAAAAGCGAGCGGAUGAGGAAGCUCAGCUUAGAAGAGACUCCCGGGAAAAGGCCGUUGAGCUGGAGGCCAGGCUCCGGAUCGCGGAGGAGGAGCGCGUCAAGCAGAGAGAGUUGGUGGAGGAAAAGGAUCGCCGAUUGAAGGCAACCGACGAGAAGCGCCACCAGACUAUAACCCAAACUCAGAUGAGAAGUGCUCUCUUGGAGGGUGCUCACUCCUCGCUCCAGAAAUCAGUCACUGACCUCUCAGCCAAGAACACCACCCUUGAAGUCGGUCUAAAGGAAGCACUUCAGACUGGCGAACGCCUCCGGGAGGACAACAACAGAUACGAGGAGGAGAACAGAGAGUUGAGGAGGGCCAUCGACACUUUGCGAACUGAAAUGGAGGAAAGUAUUCGAGUCCGAGAGAAAAACCGCGGGAAAUUUGACAAAUUGCAGGAGGACAUGACCACCGCGGCAGAAGAGAUCGGAAAGGAGCAAGGCAAAUGGCAGAAGACCUCUGAAGAACAGAAAGCCAAGAUCGAAGUUCUCGAAGCCCAGUUAGAAUCAGAGCUCACAGCGAAGGAGACCUUGGAGAGUGAGGUUAGGAGACUGGAACUUGAGCAAAAGGAGGCGAUAAAGAUGAAGGUUGAAUUGGAACGGGUGAAGAAGGCUAGUGGGAAGAUGGAGGAGAUGGUGGAGGCAUUGAAGAAGGAGGCAAGCGAACGGGGGCAGCAGAUUGAAGAGAUGGAGAACAUCAUUCAGGAGGACAGAUCCAGCAUCGCUCUACAAGAAGCCGAGAAAGCUAAGUCCACCGCCCUCCUAGAGCAGCAGCACGAGUAUGAACGACAGCUCGGCAUGAUCAAGUCAAAAUAUGAGGACGAGGGUCACCUGAUCAAGAGAGCAUUGGAUAACGCCAAUGAGGAUAUUCAACGUACUAAAGACUUCAUGAAAGAGCGCCUUAACAUUGCUUCUUCUGAAUCCGAGAUCCUCCGCGAACAUAUUUCCCAUCUUAGGGAACAAGUCAAGGUUGCUACGUCGGCCGCUCAGGCUGCCGCCCAGGCUGCUACAUCUGCCAAACUACUCGCUACACCAGCCGCUCACAACGCAUCCGAGGAGAGGGCACUUCGAGAGUCGGUCGAAGUCCUUCAGAACCAGCUUCAGCAACGCGAGGCCCGGAUCGAGGCAUUGGAACAAGAGCUUUCGAAAUUUGAUAAAGCUGACAUCAAGCGAAAGGAUGAGCAAAUCACCUGGCUACGGGAACUUCUCGAAGUGCGCAUCGACGAAUUGGAGGAAAUCGUCCACGCGCUUAGCCUUCCAAACUUUGAACGCGAGCGUGAUAAUAUCCGCGAUACUGCCCUCCGCCUGAAGACCAACCUGCAGAUGGAACAGCAAGAAAAGGAACGUACUGAGCGUAGGGAAGCAAGUCCUGCCCCCAGCGCCCUUGCUGCAAGACUUCCUUCUGUCGCUACAAAUGCGUGGGUUAGCUGGAGGGGCAAAGGGACCGGAACAUCCUCACAAACACCCUCGCAAACCAGUUCCACACCUUCCCGCCCAACUUCUGCCGCUGGCUUCCUCGGCAUCCUUACCCCCCCGAGCGCCUCCGCGGCGCUUGGUGGUGCUCGGGGACUCGGCUCGAGGUUUACAAGAAGUCCUUACACGUCAGACACUUCACACCAGUCACUACCCGCGCACUCCCUCCGCCAGCGCGAGAAACAACCUGCCGGCCGACGUCUCCCCCCACAGUUAUUCCACAAGGCAUCCUAUGAUGACGAUGCAGAGUGUAGCCUUGGCCUGAGCCCUGGCAGAACACCCCCGAUGGACGAAACGGACGAUGAUACCACGGAGCGUGGAGAUGAUGAUAGAGACUCGGAGAUGGGAGGGUAUUAUAAUAGGCAAUGAGUUGCUAGAAUUUGCGAACUUGGGGAUUUCCUUUUACUUAUUUCUUUAGUCUGGGAGGUUAAUUGAUUUAUAUAUAGCGCUGUCUUUUUCUGUUCCUUUUUUCUAUACCUAUUCCGCGGGUGGUGUAUUUGGGAUUGCGGAUUGGCGGUGGUGGGAGAUUUCAGAGAUCCGAUAUUUGCUCUCAUUCGUUUCUUUUCAUUUUUCAUUUUAGUUAUUUCUUUUGUCUGUCAUGAUUGAGUCGGCGGAUGAAUGAUAGCACGAGUGGAGAUGGGAGGAGAGGUUGCGAGACCUUGAAAAAAGGGAGUUUUUUCUUCUUUGUUUUAACCUAACGUUUGUGAUUCCAUUCCAUUCCCUUCCUUUUCUUUAAUAUUACCCUUUUUUCCCCCAUUAAACUUUUCCUUUUAAUUCUCCUGAAUAGCGUUUUUGGUCCCCUUAAGCUGCCCUCCCCUUUUUUCUACUCAAUAUACCUUUUUUUCAUUAUAUUUAUUCUAUCUAUUUGUUAUGCUUCGUUUUUUGUGAAUAGUGGUUUUUAUUGUGGGCGGGGUUGUACGGGAUGCUGAGAGAUUUUCUCCAUGACUAAUUCGGAUUCAAUUUGUAGCUUACGUUAUUAUCAUUAAUUGUCUCGCG